Messenger RNA from Entrophospora sp. SA101, 345 nucleotides. Lineage: Eukaryota; Fungi; Glomeromycota; Glomeromycetes; Entrophosporales; Entrophosporaceae. The record is from the annotation of a GenBank genome assembly.
AUGUUAUCAGAACGUGAACUCUUGAUCGAUAGUUUACGCACUCCGGAACGUAGCCCCGAAACAAUAAAGAAAAUGGCAAAAAAAUUUGGUGAAGAUAAGAGAGUAGUUGACCCAGCGAGAAUUAAUGGUUUUCAUGUAUUAAAGCGUUAUUACACCAUAGAACUCAAAGUCAAGGAAUUGUCUAUUGAAGAUGAAGAUAAACAGCGGUUAUCACAAUUGUAUAGAGAGCAUGGUAUAAAAAGUAUCUAUGCAGAUAUUGCAGAAAAAAUCCGCGAGUUGUUAGGAUUAGAUGAAUCAAAUACCAAAAAUAAAUCUCCUGCAUCAGGCGUCUUACCUGUUGGUUAA